AUGUGUGGUCACUGUCACCAGGUGUGGUCACUGUCACCAGGUGUGGUCACUGUCACCAGGUGUGGUCACUGUCACCAGGUGUGGUCACUGUCACCAGGUGUGGUCACUGUCACCAGGUGUGGUCACUGUCACCAGGUGUCGCGACUGUCACCAGGUGUGGUCACUGUCACCAGGUGUGGUCACUGUCACCAGGUGUGGUCACUGUCACCAGGUGUGGUCACUGUCACCAGGUGUGGUCACUGUCACCAGGUGUGGUCACUGUCACCAGGUGUGGUCACUGUCACCAGGUGUGGUCACUGUCACCAGGUGUGGUCACUGUCACCAGGUGUGGUCACUGUCACCAGGUGUGGUCACUGUCACCAGGUGUGGUCACUGUCACCAGGUGUGGUCACUGUCACCAGGUGUGGUCACUGUCACCAGGUGUGGUCACCCAUACACAGUAUAAAGAAGCAGUGUUGUGCUGGGCUGCAGGUCAUGAGUAAAGAGCCUGUGCUUGGUUUGGAACCAUGUGUGAAAAGGCAUACAUUUCCCAGAGUUCCCUGGAGUGCUGAGCUGAAGAGGAGGGGUUUGCUUAGCAGCCCCCCACCCCACCACCACCCCAGUCACAGUAAGUGCUUGGUGUAUGCAUGGAUAGGUCUGUUAUGGUUGCUACGGAUACGGGCUGUUUCUACCACUGCAUAACAACAGUUAUUUAUUUACAGUAUCUGAUCAAUCAAUAACAGUGUUAUGAUGGAUAAUGCUUUGGAGCUUGGCGAGGCCACAGACUCUGUAACGUAUCGGACAGACAACACAACAGACACCGACAGACACGACUCUAUAAAGAAGAAGACUACCAUAUUUCCUUAAAUAGAUACUCUUUCAAUCUCAAUUUGGCAGAGAUGAUUCCCUGGGCUGGGAUCAGACAAGACUAGUUUUCAUUGAGUUUAUAAUGAUAUUUACCAGACACCAUUUUGACAAAACCAUAGCGACUAACAGGAAAAGGAAACGGCAGCAGCAGGGUACUGCGAUUCCUCUAAAAACAAACCUACUGUACAUCAAGGCUGCCUGCAUGACCUCAGAGUUUAUUGCACUGUGUUUUUCAGACAGUAACAGUGCAUGUGGAGCCUGUGAAGGGUAUAACGUAUACCCUGAAGACAGCAUGAGAGGAGACAUGGAGAGAUGUAGAUAUUCUGUGAUCUGGGAGAUAGUGCUAGUAGAUAUUACAGUUGAAGUCGGAAGUUUACAAUCACCUGAGCCAACUACAUUUAAACUCA
Oncorhynchus keta (chum salmon) is the source of this 1253-nucleotide messenger RNA. RefSeq lists its product as uncharacterized. The record is from RefSeq and is a predicted model, not a curated record. The coding region runs from base 1 to 681 and encodes 226 amino acids. The transcript is spliced from 5 exons. NCBI's taxonomy places the organism in Eukaryota, Metazoa, Chordata, Actinopteri, Salmoniformes, Salmonidae.